AUGUCAAAGUACCAGAAGCUAACAAACAACGAUUCAACGUCAACACUAACAGAUGAUGAAAGCUUUGCGAUAUUCCCCACCGAUGAUGAUGGCGAUGAUCGUCGUCUUCGUCACAACGAUGACAACAGCCAUUAUCAGGUGGAAGAUCUCAUUCAGUACAACGACACCGACACCAGGGAACGUAAUGCCAACAACAUGACCAACAAAAAUAGCAUCAGGCACCCCAACAACAACAAUGACAUAAAGCAUAUGAACGGAAUCAUCACCUAUCAGCACACAAAUAUUAAUGACAACGGAGAGAGAAGAGGUAGCGGCAAUUUAAUUAUAGCAGACCUCGACUUUGACGACAAUACAAUGGAAAUUCCACUGCUGCAACGCAGUCACGGCGAUGCUGGCAGCUGUGUCAACAACAACAACAAUCAUUUCGAAAGCUAUAUUAAGAAGGAUGAUUUGGAAUAUGGUUGCCUGUGCCAACAAAAAGGAUUUGCAUCCAACCUCAGCAGCAAUUCCACAAAGACCGCUAAAUCAAAAAUCCUCUGGGCCGUCGGUAUGUGUUGCAUAUUUAUGAUUGUUGAAUUCCUGGGUGGCUACAUUGCCGGAAGCUUAGCCAUUAUGACGGAUGCCGCACAUUUAGCAUCAGAUUGCAUUAGUUUCGUUAUUGGUCUGGUAGCAAUCUGCCUGGGCAGUAGACCACCGGAUGCAAAAAUGUCAUUUGGAUACAAACGCUUAGAGGUUAUGGGCGCGUUAGCAUCGAUCCUGGGUAUUUGGAUUCUAACCGCAACUCUGGUUUUGGUUGCCGUACAACGCAUCUAUGCCAACGACUACGACUUGGAUGCCAACACUAUGAUGGUCAUUUCUGGCAUUGGAAUUUUAAUUAAUAUCAUUAUGAUUUCUAUUUUACACACUUCGUCGACUGAAUUGCCGGAAGGUGGCAUAGGUGCGGCUCAUGGCCACAGUCAUAGUCACAACCAUGGCCACAAACAUAGCCAUAAUCACCAUCACGGUCAUAGCCAUAGUCAAAACACUUCACAGAUCCAUUCGCCGGAUUUGCAGCGACAUCAACACCGACACAGUCCUCUGGACUUGGAGCACUCAGAAGGGCCAGUAGAUGCAACAGACUCACACUUUUCCUCUGCCGUUGACAGUGCUGGAACAAUAUCGAUGGAGCAGAGGUCUGUGCCAUUGGAAAUGUGCCACGGAAAUGACUUGAAACACCAACAAGAUGGAAACGACAAGAAUCUAAAUUUGAGGGCAGCGAUGAUUCAUGCGAUUGGAGAUCUAGUUCAAAGUUCCGGAGUUUUCAUCGCAUCAAUAUUUAUAAAAAUAUAUCCAAAAGCCGAGAUUUUGGAUCCCUUAUGUACAAUACUUUUCUCUGCAAUUGUCAUAUUGACAACAGUAAAUCUAUUCAAGGAAUCGAUUUAUAUAUUAUUGGAUUCAGUACCAAAGGGUGUAUCAUUACACAAUCUCGAAAUGGAUUUACUCAAUAUCGAUGGAGUCAAAUCUGUGCAUCAUCUUAACGUCUGGAAUCAUACCUCCAAAUACAGUAUUUUAAUGGUUCACUUAGUCAUAGAUUUCCUAGCCGACAGCAACACGGUCCUAGUGAAGGCUACACAACUGGCCAGCAAUUCAAAGUACAAAGUUAAACAUAGCACCAUACAAAUAGAACGUGUUACCUCAUAAUUGCAGCUGAAUACAACACAAUGAGUACAAGAGU
Messenger RNA from Musca vetustissima, 1714 nucleotides. RefSeq names its product proton-coupled zinc antiporter SLC30A2 (gene ZnT41F). Gene Ontology annotation, cellular component: plasma membrane. Gene Ontology annotation, biological process: zinc ion transmembrane transport; response to zinc ion. The record is from RefSeq and is a predicted model, not a curated record. Bases 1 to 1680 code for a protein of 559 amino acids. The transcript is spliced from 9 exons. NCBI's taxonomy places the organism in Eukaryota, Metazoa, Arthropoda, Insecta, Diptera, Muscidae. Gene Ontology annotation, molecular function: zinc ion transmembrane transporter activity.